Molecule: messenger RNA, 2070 nt
Organism: Acipenser ruthenus (sterlet)
Lineage: Eukaryota; Metazoa; Chordata; Actinopteri; Acipenseriformes; Acipenseridae
Product: leucine-rich repeat-containing protein 3B-like
Exons: 5
Coding region: 724-1530 (268 amino acids)
Molecular function (GO): protein binding
Source: RefSeq, a predicted model, not a curated record
GUGCAACGAGCGAACGCCCACUCCCCGCGCGGGGUUAACCUAUUCCUGAGACCAGAUACAAAACAGUGUGAAUCAAUUAGACAGGGGAAGGGACGCGCAGCAUGCGAUUGAACAAGUAGCCUGAACAAAACUAACAUGAUGUAAGAAUUAUCACUGGAGGCUUCAUUUGAAGAAGAAACGAGAAGGGAGCGCACGACCGCAGCUCCUGAAAAAUAAAACACAACAACGUGCUGUUAACGAGAAGCGAAACGACAGGAUUAGACCCGCUUCGGAGGAUUCGGGAUGCGGGGAUGCAGCGAUAGUGCGCUAGAGCUUCCUCGGUUGGUUUCAAACUUGCCUCGUGUUUAAAACGGAGACUCUGCUGGAUACGGGCGGGCGCUAUUCUUACAUUACACUGCACGGUGUACAGAGCAGAGCCGAGGAGAGCCGAGGAGAGUCGAGGAGAGCCGAGGAGAGCCGAGGAGAGCCGAGGAGAGCCGAGGAGAGCCGGGGAGAGCCGGGGAGAGUCGAGGAGAGCCGGGGAGAGCCGGGGAGAGCCGAGGAGAGCCGGGCUGUAGCGUGCCGUGGAUGCCUGACGCUUUUCUGUGGAAACCCCGACCAUCACCCCCGUGAUAGGCUCCCUCUUCCCACAAAAGGGCGUGUCUUCCUUCCCCCUCCGCCCUCUCAGCCCCUCCCCUCCCUGAUGCUCUGGUCCUCCCCUUAGGAGUAUGCCAGUAUCCCACAAUGCCGCUGCCGCUGCCGGUCUGGCUCCUGCGUCACUCCGUGGCUCUGUGUCUGCUCCUGCUGCACAGCUCUGUUCUCAUGACUUUCUGCUUCCACCACGCCUCCACCAGCUGCUCCAAGGGCUGCUACUGCUCGGAGGCUCCGGGGGGGGCUGGGGUGGGGCGGACGGUGCGCUGCAGCCACGCCAGGCUGGCAGAGGUACCACGGGACCUGCCCAACGACACCCAGAGACUCUACCUAGACUUUAACCACAUCGCCUCGGUGCCCGCCAACGCCUUCGAGGGGCUCCCCCUGCUGGCUGAGCUGGACCUCUCCCACAACGCCAUCGCCAAGCUGGAGAGCGGGGCCUUCCGCGGCCUGGAGGAGCGGCUGCAGCGACUGGACCUCUCCACAAACCGGCUGAUGUCUCUGAACAGGGAGGCUGUGGGCAGCCUGCGCUCUCGCACCAACCUCUCCCACAACCCAUGGCACUGCGACUGUGAGCUGCAGCACGUGGUCCCCUCCCUGGAGCUGGAGCCGGCCUCGCUGGCGGGCAUGGUGUGUGAGACGGCCGUGCCGGAAGAGCACGCAGGCAUGCCCUUCCUGCUGCUGGCCCACGACGUGGACCUGUGCAACGUGGCCCACAGGACCACGGACGUGGCCAUGCUGGUCACCAUGUUCGGCUGGUUCGCCAUGGUCAUCGCCUACCUCGUCCACUACGUGCGGCAGAACCAGGACGACGCGCGGCGCCACAUGGAGUAUCUGAAGAGCCUGCCGGGGCUCCAGAGCAAAUCUGAAGAAUCCUUCAGCAUCAGCACUGUGGUGUGAGGCAGAAACACUUCACAGUGCUUUUACUGGCAUCAAGGAAUGUGGGCGGAGCUCUUCAAUGAACAGACCAAAGUGCCUGCUUGAUUGGUCUUGUUCUGGAAUGGGCGGAGCUACGCCACCAUAUAUGAUUGGCCCAUGUCUAGAAUGUAGUAGCUCAAAGCUCAGGCUCUGAUUGGUUUAGCUCUUUUCCAAGGGCACUGGCAACCCAAAUGUUACCCACUGAUGCAGAAUGACUGGGUGGGUUAUUUCGUUCAUCAGCCUGCAGUAGAGACUAUCGAGACAGCCUUCCCAUUUAGUUAUUAUUAUUAUUAUUAUUAUUAUUAUUAUUAUUAUUAUUAUUAUUAUUAUUAUUAUUAUGUAGCCUAUUGUAUGUAGAAAAAUGACCAAAAGGCUGUGUUAAACAUUCAAGUCUUAGUAUAAAAACCAGGACUGGAAUCCUGCAUUCUCUUUAGGGCAGCCUGCACUGAAUCCAUUCCACUGGCUCCGUGUUUUCCAGAUUGCUCUGAUAAUCAGACUCCUGUACAGUAUGGAAUUGUUCAU